This is a messenger RNA of Daktulosphaira vitifoliae (grape phylloxera), 1360 nucleotides long. RefSeq lists its product as uncharacterized. Lineage: Eukaryota; Metazoa; Arthropoda; Insecta; Hemiptera; Phylloxeridae. The record is from RefSeq and is a predicted model, not a curated record. The coding region runs from base 111 to 1079 and encodes 322 amino acids. The transcript has 14 exons.
UAUAUUUUAUUCUAUACAUUAUCACAUUUGGAAAUCACUAUAAAAUAAUAGCUUCUAACUGGUUUAAUUGUGCUCAAAAAGAAAAAUUUUCAGAAAUUCAUAAAUCAGUUAUGAUAUUAAUAGCAAUAUUGGCAUAUUUAUUAAUACAAUCAGCAGGAGUUUUUUCAAGUUCUAGUAGUUCAUUAAUUCCAACAUCAAAUAUAGAAGAUGAAGAAUUAGAAGGAUGUUGUUCUCCAAGCAACAAUAAUGACAGCGGAAGUGAUGUGUGCUCAAUUUGUUUACAAGAUUUUAAUGUACAAACACUUACUUUAACAUGUUGUAAUAUUAAGUAUUGUAAAAAAUGUAUUGUUAAAUGGCUAGAAACAAGUGUUAAUAAAUGUCCUAUAUGCAGAGAAUAUGUACCCAAUUUGUGUUUUACAUGUUAUUCGAAUAUUUAUGAAGAUGGGAAAAAGUAUGUGACAACAUGUUGUAAUAAGGCAUUUUGUUACAAUUGCUUUUUUAAAAUUAAUAAAGAAAACUUUCUUAACGGCAGUUGUCCUUUUUGCAACAUGUAUAAAACAAAAGGUAAACUGUUUGAUAUAAUUAAGUUGAAUUCAUUAUGUAAGGAAUGUAAAACAAAUAUAGGAAAAUAUAGCUAUUCUUCGUUUUGUCCACACGAAUUUUGCAAGGAAUGCUUUGAUCAAAUAACUAAAGAAAACGAUAAUUGCCCAUAUUGUAAUCAACCACUCAUAAAACGAAAGAGCAAUCAGUGCUGUUGUUGUUUCGAGGCUAUUUCUGAUAAAACUGAUACUUAUAAAAAAUGCAAUUCCAUAUUUUGUAAAUCAUGUAUUCUAAGUUCAAUGAAUAUAAAAGGAAAUACGACCUGCUUAUAUUGCUCUAAAGAUGUAAUAACUACUGUAUGUUUUUUAUGUAAAUCAAUCAUUCCAGAACAUAAAAUUAAUAUAACAGAUUGUUGUAGAAGAAGACUUUGCGAUUCAUGUACUAAUCGAUUAGUUACUAUUCUUGAUUGUCCAUGUUGUCACUACCCUCAUACAAUAGGAAGUUGGGUUAAGACCACUUCGUUAAAAAAGAAUCGUUAAAAGUGUAAUAAAAAAUAGGCAAAUAUAGCAUUAGCCAUUUUUGUCCGGAUUUGUAUUCCAAGGAAUGCUUCGAAACAAUAAAAAAAAAUAAUCACAAUUGCGUUUAUUGAAAAUAUUUAAUUUCUAUAAUUAUGUUUUGUUUUUGAAAAUGUGGAAAAAUUACGUACUUAAUUUAAUUUACAAAUCGAAAAAUCUUAAAUAAUGUUAUUACUAUCAUAUUAAUACAAUGAAUUAUAAUUAAUUAUAAACUAUAUUAUAUCCAUAUAUGAAAAAGGUUAUUU